Molecule: messenger RNA, 972 nt
Organism: Frieseomelitta varia
Lineage: Eukaryota; Metazoa; Arthropoda; Insecta; Hymenoptera; Apidae
Gene: PrBP
Product: retinal rod rhodopsin-sensitive cGMP 3',5'-cyclic phosphodiesterase subunit delta
Exons: 4
Coding region: 170-613 (147 amino acids)
Biological process (GO): sensory perception of light stimulus
Cellular component (GO): cytoplasm
Source: RefSeq, a predicted model, not a curated record
AACUCACCUUUAAUUGUAAAUACUGUAAAUGAAGUCUGAAAUUAGCCGACAUGACCAGUGGCUACUUUCUGUUUACAAAUUAAUAGUGUAAGGAAUCAAUAACGCCUGAAUGGACAGUGUAUUUACAUAGACGCGAAGUACGACUAAUUAGCUUUGUUUGUGAUUAAUUAUGCCUUCUCGGAGCGAAGAUAUACUUAAAGGCUUUCAGGUAAAUUGGAUGAAUUUACGAGAUGCCGAUAGUGGUAAAAUACUGUGGCAAGGCAACGAAGAUUUGUCUGUACCUGACGUCGAACACGAGGCAAGAGUACCCAAAAAAAUUCUAAAAUGUCGUGCAGUAUCACGAGAAAUUAAUUUUAGUUCCGCAGAACCAAUGGAAAGGUUUAGGUUAGAGCAGAAAGUAUUGUUUAAAGGUAGAUGCCUGGAAGAAUGGUUCUUUGAAUUUGGAUUUGUCAUACCUAACAGCACUAACACGUGGCAAAGUUUAAUCCAAGCUGCUCCAGAAAGCCAAAUGAUGCCUGCUAAUGUGUUGAAUGGGAAUGUUGUGAUAGAAACGAAAUUUUUCGACGACGAUCUAUUAGUCUCUACCAGCAAAGUUCGUCUUUUUUAUGUCUGAAUAUUGAUUCUAAUAACGAUACAUGGGUCCAACUAAUGUGUUUUGACAUGCACACAUGAGGAGGAAUACUAAAAAUGAUAAUAAUUUUAAACAAAGUUCAUAUUGAACAUUUUACUUCAUGCACCUACUGUGAUACGCACUGUGCUAAAUAUAUUUUCUCACAUUUUCAUGAGUAAAACAUAAAUAGCACUAUUUCAGUUUUAUACAAGCUAAUAAGAAGUUACCAUGGUAGUGCUUCAAAUAUGAAAUGUGCACUUUUAAGGCACAGUACAUUUUUAUUUAAAUAUGAAUGGAUGUAGCAAAUUUUGUACAUAUUGUAAUACACUACACUGUUCUAAUAAAGAAGAUGUAUAAAAGUU